AUGGGCGAAUUCAAUAUACUAGUCAAUCCAGGGUCUUUUCCGUACACCACCCACCGUGUCUAUCUAUUGAAUUCUAUCUCCCCCAGAAUCCGUUUUAAUCUAGUUUUUUCUCAAUUAUCUACAAUCCAUGUCCAUUCAGAUUCGUCUCUCUAUUGCAGCAAGCCUUUCAAUCCAUAUCCUUAUCAAUAUAUCAGCAUCCAUUCAAAUACCGCGUGUUUUCUGACUGUACCAACAUCUGUGGUAACGAAAUGUCAUGUUAACACUGCAGUAUUCCUUCCCUUCACAGAUGUCCAAGAGAAAUAUUACUAUAUCUAUCUAUCUAUCUAUCUAUCUAUCUAUCUAUCUAUCUAUCUAUCUAUCUCACACUCUCUCUCUCUAUCUCUCUCUCUCUCUCUAUAUAUAUAUAUAUAUAUUUCGAAAUCAUUCUUCUUUUUACCGUUACAAUUCUUCAUACAUACAUAUAUACAUGUAUGCAUGCAUAUCUAUCUAUAUCUAUCUAUCUAUCUAUCUAUCUAUCUAUCUAUCUCUAUUCCUGUCUGA
This is a messenger RNA of Acanthosepion pharaonis, 540 nucleotides long. The record is from the annotation of a GenBank genome assembly. Lineage: Eukaryota; Metazoa; Mollusca; Cephalopoda; Sepiida; Sepiidae.